Molecule: messenger RNA, 1107 nt
Organism: Oncorhynchus masou masou (cherry salmon)
Lineage: Eukaryota; Metazoa; Chordata; Actinopteri; Salmoniformes; Salmonidae
Product: G-protein coupled receptor 54-like
Exons: 5
Coding region: 1-1107 (368 amino acids)
Biological process (GO): neuropeptide signaling pathway
Cellular component (GO): plasma membrane
Molecular function (GO): G protein-coupled peptide receptor activity
Source: RefSeq, a predicted model, not a curated record
AUGUUCCCUCCAGACGUGUGGAAUUCUACGGACGUGAUGUGGUUCAAUGCCUCUGAGUUGAAUGCUUCUCUGGAGGACCCGGAGGUGGGGGACCACCCGUUCCUGACGGACGCCUGGCUGGUGCCUCUCUUCUUCGCCCUCAUCAUGCUGGUGGGGCUAAUUGGGAACUCGCUGGUCAUCUAUGUCAUCUCCAAACACAGGCAGAUGAGGACGGCCACCAACUUCUACAUAGCUAACCUGGCUGCCACAGACAUCAUCUUCCUGGUGUGUUGUGUCCCGUUCACAGCCACUCUCUACCCGCUCCCUGGAUGGAUAUUUGGUAACUUCAUGUGUAAAUUUGUUGCUUUUCUUCAGCAGGUGACUGUUCAGGCUACAUGCAUCACCCUCACUGCCAUUAGUGGGGAUCGCUGCUAUGUCACAGUGUACCCUCUAAAGUCCCUACGCCAUCGCACUCCACGAGUCGCCAUGAUCGUUAGCAUCUGUAUAUGGAUCGGUUCCUUCAUUCUAUCCACCCCGAUCUUCAUGUACCAGAGGAUUGAGGAGGGCUACUGGUAUGGACCGAGACACUACUGCAUGGAGAGGUUUCCCUCUAAGACCCUGGAGAUGGCUUUCAUCCUGUACCAGUUCAUAGCUGCCUACCUACUACCUGUCAUUACCAUCUCCUUCUGCUACACAGUCAUUCUGAAGAGGGUGGGCCAGCCGUCAGUUGAGCCAGUAGACAAUAAUUACCAGGUCCACCUGUUGUCUGAGAGGACCGUCACUCUGAGGAGUAAGAUCUCCAAGAUGGUGGUGGUGAUUGUCCUCCUUUUCACCAUCUGCUGGGGGCCUAUCCAGCUCUUCGCCCUGUUCCAGUCCUUCUACCCCAACUACAGGGUCAACUACGCCACCUAUAAGAUCAAGACCUGGGCUAACUGCAUGUCCUACGCUAACUCCUCCAUCAACCCAAUCGUUUAUGGCUUCAUGGGAGACAGUUUCCGCAAGUCCUUCAAAAAGACUUUCCACUUCCUGUUCAAACACAAAGUGAGAGACAGCAGUGUCACGUCACGCACGGCUAAUGCAGAAAUCAAGUUAGUUGCUGCAGAUGAAGGCAAUGACGAAGGGAAAUGA